Mizuhopecten yessoensis (Yesso scallop) is the source of this 1470-nucleotide messenger RNA. RefSeq names its product 5-methylcytosine rRNA methyltransferase NSUN4-like. NCBI's taxonomy places the organism in Eukaryota, Metazoa, Mollusca, Bivalvia, Pectinida, Pectinidae. The record is from RefSeq and is a predicted model, not a curated record. The transcript has 6 exons. Gene Ontology annotation, biological process: RNA methylation. Bases 31 to 1470 code for a protein of 479 amino acids. Gene Ontology annotation, molecular function: methyltransferase activity.
CGUUUACUUUCACAUUGAGCGUAGAGAAGCAUGCCUUUCCUAAAAAUGAGCUAUUUACAUUCCAAAAACAUCUCAUUAUUUUCCAAACGUUUUGGGAAUUUGAUCAGACAACAAUACAGAAACAAAAGCGGGAAACAGAGGCGAUGGACACAAAAAUCAAAAGAACUAUCCGGUACAAAUAAAGCACUGGAGCACUUUGACAUAUUUUAUAAGCCGGUAUAUAAAGACACUUGGCCGUCUAUCAGGAUAUCACUACUGACCACUAAUAAAUAUUGUGCUUUAAUAAACAACUAUGGAGACGUUGAAAGAGCUAGAGACACGCUAAGCCAGUUAGGAGCUUGUGAUAUAUUAGAGGAGGCAUCAGAAGCUUUACAAAGCACUCAGUCACCUGAUGCGGAGGCUGGGGAGGGUUUCAAUUUUGCAAGGGAAACCACAAAAAAAUCUACAAAUGAAACUGAUGAUGCUGCAGAAAAUGAUGAAGUUGAGGAGCCACCUACAGAAGACGAGGAAUUACUUACUUUAUUGAGAUACGAAAAGAAUACAAGUUUAGAUAAUUUUGUUCCUGUAAAAAGAGUGUAUACAGAAAAAGAACUGAUUGAACAAGAAGAUUUGGAGAAGAGUACCUACCAAUCAACAGGUGUACCUAUUAACAUUAUACAUGAGUCCCCUGUCCAGAUCCCCAAGGACCUUGGAGUGUAUGCCUUCAAUAAAGGGGACACAGGUGAAUUUCCUGCCCCGAAUAGCAACAAUGCUGGCAAGCUAGAUUAUUUCUUGAUGGACGGUGCUUCCAUUUUACCUGUCAUUGCCCUUGACCUUCAACCUUCAGACAAAGUCCUUGACCUUUGCUCGGCUCCAGGAGGAAAGACUUUGGUCAUGAAACAGACAAAUCUACCAGAGAGUAUUUUCUGUAAUGAUAUAUCAGGAUCAAGACUCAAUCGCCUACAGAAAGUCUUGCGUAGUUAUAUACCGGAGGAUGUGACUGAUGACAUCACACUCAAACAACAAGAUGGCCGACAGCUGAAGAACCCCCAGUUCAAUAAGGUACUGGUGGAUGUACCAUGUAACACAGACAGACAUGUUCUGUUAGAGGAAGACAAUAAUCUGUUUAAGAGUGGCCGGACUGGUGAACGACUCCAGCUCCCUGUAGUUCAGCGCGACCUACUUGUGGCCGGUAUAUUGUCGUGCAUACAGGGAGGGUCUGUUGUCUACUCCACAUGUACCCUGUCGGCUGCACAGAACGAUGGAAUUAUUCAGUCGGCCCUUGAAUAUAUAUGGCAGGAAACUGAUGUCAAUGUCGCUGUCAUUGACCUUAACCACAUGGCCAAGGCAUUUAGUAAAACAUUCAGGUUCUGGCGAAACAGUAGGUAUGGCCAGCUUGUACUCCCCACACUCAGCUGUAACUUUGGACCGAUGUAUAUAGCUAAACUUAAAGUAUUGGAAAGACCUGUGUGUAAUAAAAAUGAAUAUUAA